Paramisgurnus dabryanus is the source of this 1450-nucleotide messenger RNA. RefSeq names its product phosphatidylinositol-specific phospholipase C, X domain containing 2 (gene plcxd2). Gene Ontology annotation, biological process: lipid metabolic process. Lineage: Eukaryota; Metazoa; Chordata; Actinopteri; Cypriniformes; Cobitidae. The record is from RefSeq and is a predicted model, not a curated record. Gene Ontology annotation, molecular function: phosphoric diester hydrolase activity.
UUGAGUGAUGCUAGUCGCUGUAGUAAUGAUUAAAUCAACUUUAUCUUGGAUUUAAAUAGCUAGCUAAUGACCCGAGUGACUGUUAUGAUUUCGAGAACAGCAACAAGCAUCGCUGGAUUGGCUUGGCCUGGGUCGGUGUUGAAUUGGCAUCGUGCAUUUUAACUCUUGAAUUAUUAUUAUAUCGCGACAUGAAGACGCGACCUGCUGGGAACACCUCUAACGCGGAUUGGAUGGGUUCGUUGUGUGCUGCGCUCACUUCAAUGCCUUUGAAGCACCUGGCAGUUCCUGGGUCUCAUGAUUCCUUCAGCUUCUGGGUUGAUGAGCAAGCUCCAGUCGGUCCAGACCAAAAGGCGUAUGUGAAACACCUGGCUGCAGUAUUUCGCUUUCUGGCCAAGAAGGUGAUGAAGAAGUGGUCCAUGACCCAGAACCUGUCUUUUAGGGAACAGCUGGAAGGGGGGAUUCGAUAUUUUGACCUCCGCGUAUCUUCCAAACCGGGAGAACCAGGCCUUGAGAUAUACUUCAUCCAUGGGCUGUUUGGACACAAAGUACGUGAUGGCCUUAACGACAUUAACACUUUUCUAAAUACACACAGGAAAGAGGUUGUAUUUCUGGACUUUAAUCACUAUUAUGCGAUGAGCGAGGAGCAUCAUCGCUACUUAAUCAGCAUGCUGAAGGAGGUGUUUGGCCACAAGCUCUGCAAGAUUGAUGCGGUGGAGGACAUCACUCUGAAUUACCUUUGGGAGAACGGGUUCCAGGUUCUAGUAUUCUAUCACCAUCCAUCUGCUGAGGGAUGUCCUCUGAUGUGGCCUGGUAGUAAAAUUCCUGCUCCCUGGGCCAAUACCACAGACACCAACAAGCUCAUCCAGUUUCUGGAGACAACUCUGGAUGAAAGAGACAAAUAUGGAAGUUUUCAUGUUUCUCAGGCCAUUCUGACCCCACGUGUCAAGACCAUAGCCAGAGGCCUGGUGCUGGGGCUACGAAACUACCUCGUGGAGAAGAACCUUCCAACCAUAAUGACAUGGGUGGAGGCGCAGAAACCAGGCGUGAAUGGAGUCAAUAUCAUCACUUCAGAUUUUGUAGAGCUUGUGGAUUUUGCCAACACUGUCAUUAGACUGAAUAACCUCCUCCUUCAGGACCGAAAAGGCACGUGACCUCCAAGAACAAAGACUAAAGGUGUGAGGUCACAGCAUAAUGGAAUAUAUGGGAUGAUAGAAACCUUUGGACGUGUUUUCUUUAUAUUUUAUGUUUUAAUCUGCAGAUCCUUUAGUGCCAUCUCAUUCCCAUGAGCUACUAAUAUCACUGGAAAUCUAAAUAGAAUUUUUUUGUUCUCAAAAACAAAACUACGUCACUAUAGUCUGUGUAAUUAUUUAAUUAUUUAUUAUAUAUUUUUUAAGUGUUUUCAUAAACAUCAAAGGUUUAUUCUGUCAUAUAGAAUAUGUUGUAUGGUUAU